AUGAUUUCAGACUACGAUGCUCUUUUACAAUUUAACAAAAGGCCUAUCUCGCAAGAAAUGAUUCAGUUCUUAGCAACGUCUACCGCUUCCAUAAUUCAAAUCAGACAAACCAGUACCCCAAACCAUGGAUUUAAUCGACCACCCGAUUUAUCGACUUUCAUUAAAAACGUAGUUAUUCAGUCAAACGUACAAACACCAACUCUUAUGGCCACCUCCGUUUAUCUAAACAAACUGAGAAACAUAAUCCCAAGGAACGUUUACGGCAUCGAGACCACAAGACACCGCAUAUUUUUAGGAUGCCUGAUACUAGCUGCCAAAACCUUGAACGAUUCGUCCCCGUGGAACAAACACUGGACCACAUAUACGGAAGGUUUACUUCGAGUACGUGAAGUAAAUACCAUCGAACGCGAACUAUUGGAAUACUUCAAUUGGGAUGUUAGAAUAACCACACAUGACUUGGUUGAUGCCCUUUCCUACUUCUUGGUGCCAAUCAAAGAACAAUUAUUUAGGCAAAAACGACAAGAACUACUAUUGUUCAAUGCUCCAAGUCCUGGUCAGCUGAAAGAAUAUAUUAAUCACAGAAGACCAGUUUCACAUUCUAGGUCUUCGUCUACUAUGUCAGUUCCUUCGCUGGCAUCCAUGGUGACAGUAUCAACAACAGACUCCAGGUCUUCUGUAACUUCAAAACUGCUACCGUCUGUGCCUUUGGUGCAACCUGAUAAUUUCAAUAAGGAGAAUUAUGUGCCGUCAAUGAAUAGUAGCUAUGUAUGCAACAAGUUCGGGACUCAAGAAAAGGUAGGUUCAGUAGAUUAUAUCGACAUAUCUCCACAAAAUUUGCAGAUAACACCGCAUAAACCUGCAGUUCAUCAAAGGUUGAAUUUCACAAGGAAAGGCUGGUCAUCCUUUUUCAAGCAGUAA
Messenger RNA from Saccharomyces mikatae IFO 1815, 918 nucleotides. It is a transcript of the gene PCL9, whose product is annotated as Pcl9p. The record is from RefSeq and is a predicted model, not a curated record. Lineage: Eukaryota; Fungi; Ascomycota; Saccharomycetes; Saccharomycetales; Saccharomycetaceae. The transcript has a single exon. Gene Ontology annotation, cellular component: cyclin-dependent protein kinase holoenzyme complex; nucleus. Bases 1 to 918 code for a protein of 305 amino acids. Gene Ontology annotation, molecular function: cyclin-dependent protein serine/threonine kinase regulator activity; protein kinase binding. Gene Ontology annotation, biological process: regulation of cyclin-dependent protein serine/threonine kinase activity.